Messenger RNA from Alternaria incomplexa, 990 nucleotides. RefSeq lists its product as uncharacterized. The record is from RefSeq and is a predicted model, not a curated record. Bases 1 to 990 code for a protein of 329 amino acids. The transcript is spliced from 4 exons. NCBI's taxonomy places the organism in Eukaryota, Fungi, Ascomycota, Dothideomycetes, Pleosporales, Pleosporaceae.
AUGCAGCCCUCCACUCCUUUUGUCGACGUUGAAAAAUGUGGAUCGGAUAGCUCAAGAGAUGCUAUUAUCGACGUGGACAUCACCAGUCGUGCAGUCACGCUAGUGAACAAGGAGGCAAUUCUACAGGAGUACCCAACGGGCUACCCCCUACAAGCGGCUUUCCAGUCGAGUGAAUCCAGCUGGUCCAUCUAUCGCGGGUUCAGUUACCUACACGCUCGCGUCAUACUCGACUUGCAGGACGAGCUACGUUGUUUGGAAGAGGAUUUAGAAGAGGUAGACCUAGAGAAUGAAGGAGAGGAUCGGCUGCGGUCUCGGAAGGACGAUCUUAGGUUUGCGAAGGAUCAAGGCAUAGUCAGCCCUCGUGCUAGCCUCCUAGAAAAGAUCAGGAGCAAACUCGUGAGCUACGAUGAGAUUCUCGUCAAAACUAGAGAGCUGAACGCUUUCCAGCGGCCAUCCAACCGCGACUACCGCAGCUUUCGCACAUGGUUCUGGAACAAGAAGCCGCUUAGCUACGAGCUAGAAGAGCAGUUCAUCAAGCGUAAGGAAGACCUUGUUUCACUCCGACACGGUCGCGAAUGGUCCGGUUUCGACGGACUCAUCGAAUCCUGCAUCCAGAGGGUACAUUAUCGCCUCGUCCAGAAGGUAUUCGCAACGAAAGAACUUCGCGACAAGACGAAUGACGAGCAUGUUCACUACUACUCUCAGUCUCGCAUAAAGAAGCUUGUUGGGCUGAUCAUUACACUCAUCAUCUUUAUCCUCCUGGUACUCCCGGUUGUUGCCAUGUACAAGCUGACAUCGGUGGGUGAUCGUAACUCCACCUUCGACGCCGUUGGGAUUCUGGUUGUGUUCACAUUGCUAUUCUCUGCUGCCAUGAGCUUGCUCACAAAAGCGAAGCGACAUGAGCUAUUUGCAGCCAGUGCCGCAUACUGCGCCGUCCUGGUCGUUUUUAUCAGCAAUUUCAGCAAUGAUGGAAGCCGUCAAAGUGGAUGA